AUGGCAUUACACCUUCCGGGAUUUGGCCUACCCUUCGAUUUCUCUCCGACUAAGAACAAAUAUGGUCAAGAGAUUCAUCUCUUUCCCAGCGCAUUGAAUUCAUCAGAUGAUGAUUCGAGUCCAACUGUAUUGCCCCUAACGACUCUUCGGGAGUUGACAAUGCUCCACGUAAUGAACUCCUUGACUGAUAAGAAGAAUUGGCAGGAUAAGAUCCAUGAUCCCGAAAUUGUCAAGAAGUGGGUAGCAGAAGCUAUCGCAUUCGAGGACAAGGACAUAACGGAGAGCAUGAUGACCUUUUGCAUUAACGAAUUACGAUAUAAAGCUAGAUCUUUUGCCGAAACUGGCUGUGUCACCGUCUUCAAUGGAGACGUGGUCAAAUCUGACAACGCGGUUCCAGUAGAUCUGAUGAACGCCCUAAGGAAGGCCGUGUCUUGCCUCGAAGGCGUCCCGGAGAGAAAGCAGGAUUGGCACCCUGGGUCGGAUGGGAAAGUUCUCGAUCUCGUUCAUCCGUCUCUAUUCCCACUAGUAUAUGGGCGCACACGCAUUCUUCCAGAUAGUGUGCUAGGUCUCGCUGACUGUAUUCAACGCUCAUGCGAAGGGGUAACCAUUCCCGUCCCAGAUACGAAACCAACUGCCAAUCCCCUAAAUCGGUGGGGUCGCCCCAUUAACCCUCAGUACAGCAGACGAUUCCAAUGGUUGCCCUGUGAGGUCGAUCUAUCGGAAGAUUCUCUAAAAAUCACAAGUUACAUCAACAAUCUUCAUCCCCAACGGCAUGCAGAUUUAUACCGAAUUAUCGAGCAAGUGAUUGGCUGCACGAUUCCGCUCUGGAAUAUAACGCUCGCGCCCUUGGCUGUUCCUGGGUCACGCCCACACUGGUUCAAACGAAUUCACUAUCAUGGUAGCUACGAAGACGAAAUUGUUCAGCCAGAACCCAGCCUCUUUUCGCCUCCUACCCCGCAUCCUCCCCUUGAUCUGAGGCUCAAAUAUAUUGAUAGUGGGCUCCAGGUCAUUGUCAAAUUGGCAAAUAUUGAGCUCACCCCCACGAAGCCGAGGUACGAGGGUGGAUCAUGGCAUGUUGAAGGGCAACUUAAUGAGCACAUUUGUGCUACCGCGCUAUACUAUUAUGCCAACGAAAACAUCACCACCAGCCAGCUCUCUUUUCGACAACAAUCAGACGCUGUAAGCGCGACGGAGAUGGAUUACGAACAAGACCGUCAUGAAUUUCUUCCUGCAGUCUUUGGGUGUCAUCAAGGAGGUCCAGGUGUUCAGGUUGUCGGCGGUGUCAAGACCAUCGAGGGACGUCUUCUUACAUUCCCCAACAUUCUCCAACACCAAGUCCAGCCAUUCGAACUCGUAGACCCCAGUAAACCUGGUCAUCGAAAGAUUCUUGCGCUCUUCCUCAUCGAUCCCAACCGCAGAAUAAUCAGUACUGCCAACGUACCUCCGCAACAGAGAGAUUGGUGGCGUGAUGCUGUUGCAGGGACGCCAGGACAUAGUUUCGGGAAGCUGCCUGUCGAGCUGCAGCGUCAUAUUUGUGACUUUGUCGAGGAGUUUCCGAUCAGCUUGGAUGAGGCGAAGGAAAUUAGGCUAGAGUUGAUGGAGGAAAGAAAGAGAUUCGUUGUCGACCAGGGAACGGCGUUUGAAUCUCUGGAGUUUUCCCUAUGCGAACACUGA
Molecule: messenger RNA, 1674 nt
Organism: Laccaria bicolor S238N-H82
Lineage: Eukaryota; Fungi; Basidiomycota; Agaricomycetes; Agaricales; Hydnangiaceae
Exons: 5
Coding region: 1-1674 (557 amino acids)
Source: RefSeq, a predicted model, not a curated record